GAUGAGAAAAAUCAGUUAAUGACGACAAAUGUCUGGUUGAAACAGGAAUGGGUUGAUGUAAAAUUAAGAUGGAAUCCUGAUGACUAUGGUGGAAUAAAAGUUAUACGUGUCCCUUCAGACUCUCUUUGGACCCCAGACAUCGUUUUGUUUGAUAAUGCAGAUGGGCGCUUUGAAGGGGCCAGUACGAAAACCGUGGUCAGGUACGACGGCACUGUCACCUGGACUCCGCCGGCAAACUACAAAAGUUCCUGCACCAUCGAUGUCACGUUUUUCCCAUUCGAUCUCCAAAACUGUUCCAUGAAAUUUGGUUCUUGGACUUACGAUGGAUCACAGGUUGAUAUAAUUUUGGAGGACCAAGAUGUAGACAAGAGAGAUUUUUUUGAUAACGGAGAAUGGGAAAUUGUGAGCGCAACGGGAAGCAAGGGAAACAGGACGGACAGCUGUUGCUGGUACCCUUACAUCACUUACUCGUUUGUGAUCAAGCGCCUGCCCCUCUUUUAUACCUUGUUCCUCAUCAUACCCUGUAUCGGGCUCUCCUUCUUAACCGUACUUGUCUUCUAUCUGCCUUCAAACGAGGGUGAAAAGAUUUGUCUCUGCACUUCAGUGCUUGUCUCUUUGACCGUCUUCCUUCUUGUCAUCGAAGAGAUCAUACCCUCAUCUUCAAAAGUAAUUCCUCUGAUUGGAGAGUACCUGGUGUUUACCAUGAUUUUUGUGACACUGUCCAUUAUGGUCACCGUCUUCGCUAUCAACAUCCAUCACCGUUCUUCCUCCACGCAUAACGCUAUGGCUCCAUGGGUCCGCAAGAUAUUUCUUCACCGGCUUCCGAAACUGCUUUGCAUGAGAAGCCAUGUGGAUAGGUACUUCAGUCAGAAGGAAGAAACUGAGAGCAGCAGGGGACCAAAACCUUCUCGGAACACGCUGGAAGCUGCGCUUGACUCUGUUCGCUACAUCACGAGACACGUGAUGAGGGAGAAUGACGUCCGGGAGGUUGUUGCAGAUUGGAAAUUCAUAGCCCAGGUUCUUGAUCGGAUGUUUCUAUGGACUUUUCUUCUGGUUUCAAUUGUUGGAUCUCUUGGGCUUUUUGUUCCUGUUAUCUAUAAAUGGGCAAAUAUAGUAGUGCCAGUUCAUAUUGGAAAUGCAAAGAAGUGACACUUCCCACAGGGUU
Molecule: messenger RNA, 1165 nt
Organism: Vicugna pacos (alpaca)
Lineage: Eukaryota; Metazoa; Chordata; Mammalia; Artiodactyla; Camelidae
Source: RefSeq, a predicted model, not a curated record